AAUCAGACCCUGUCUCAGAACAGGUGGUGAUGGACAUUAAUAAUUUGAAGUUUUGAUUAUUUUUUAUGAUAAAAUUUCAAGCAUAAACAAUGCGAAUUAAUCAAUUAAGUUUCUUACCUUGCACAAUGCAAUACCAGUAUCAAGUCGAUCCAUGAAAUUAUCAACAUUAAUCAUGAGCUCGGGGUAAAGUGUGUUUAGCCACUCAGCUAAAUCUUCUCGCAUUGCAUAUAAAUAUUCUUCGCUUGAUUUGAACGGCCGAUAAGGACGCGCUUCUAACAGAACUGUUGCCAUUGUGUUUUCUUCUGUGUUUUCUUUCCAGACUUCUUUAAAAAUUCAAUUGGCAGUGCCAGUUGAUUUCGUCGAAAUUUUCAAGAAUUCUUCUUCAAUCUCGUCUCCUCGAUUUUUUAUUAUUAAUGUAUUUUUUUGUAUUUCAAUUCAGCAUCAAACAGUUGAUAAAUCAUGAAUCUCGUAAUGAAUGGCCAGUUAGAAGAGAUCAGUUGUCCGUAUGAUAAUAAUUAGCUCAAAAAUGUCUUUGAAGUUCUUUCAGUUAACUUGUACUAAGUGUCUCUUCAAAACUACUCUCUUUUUUUCUACACUAACUUAUGAUUCAUAUUUUUCGGGAUUUUCACAGAAUUAAAGAAAUUUCUCUUAUCAGUCUGAAUUGAAUAAUCUUAACUAUUACUUCAUUGAUUUAUACUGAACUUUGCAAGUUUGUAGUUGUUCAAAUUGUAUUCAGUUAUUCCACUUGACAGUACUGAAAGUUGAGACUGUUUUUUAUAUUUUCUGAUUUUUUUUGUGAGCAAGCAACUUCUAGCCGCCUUUAAAAUAAUCCUAGGCAGGAAGAAAGAAAUUUUUUUUUCCAGGAUUAAAAGUUAAAUUUUUUUUUCGUGUUCCACUCUAUUGAUAUGAUUUUUAAUACAGUCUCUUGAAACUCAAAUAUUCACCACUUUGACUGGUUUAUUUAGCACAAAUCUGUUCCAAAUGAUUCAAAUAAUAAUGAAAGCACUUGUAGGAAAAUUAUAUCGAAAACUAAUAUUUUUUUCCAGAAAACACAAAAAGUAGUAAAAUGAAAAUAACAAAAAAAAAUUAUUUCACAUGCGCACAAUUGUUUACAGUCACGUUUUCAGUUUGAAGUAAGAUUGAAGACU
Clunio marinus is the source of this 1148-nucleotide messenger RNA. The record is from the annotation of a GenBank genome assembly. NCBI's taxonomy places the organism in Eukaryota, Metazoa, Arthropoda, Insecta, Diptera, Chironomidae.